ACAGCAUAGUACGAGACAAACAACGAAGGGCGGCCUCUAAAUCGUCUUUUGUAAAGCCUUGCUUUGAACUAAUAAUUUCGUUUUGUCAGUUAUGUUGCGCUGAAUCAAUAAUCGGAAGUGCUAGUAGAUAUGAUUAUGGGGAGUAUCUUCGAAUUCAGAAUGAAUUCAAAUUGAUUUGAAGUUGCCGCGCUCUUUAUUGACGGUCGGACUAUAUCAAUUUGCCAGCGUUGGCGUCUACGCAAGUGAUGUUUGUACACAAAACCCUAGUCGGUAUGCUUCGGCUAUUGGCUACAUCGCCGGUGUCUCCGCCUGAUCGAAUUUAACGAUAAGCGGUCAAUUCAAUUUACAAUGCUCUGAAGACGGCAAGGAGUAACCGCGCUGUGUGUGAAUGGGUUUCGCAAAACGCGAAAUAAAGGAAAGCUUCAAAAAAUUAAAAUGUUGUUAACGGUGUUGCCGGUAAAAGCUAGGUAGCCUAGUAAGGAAAAGCCAUCUGUUACGAUGCCUGUGGACAUCGCACAGCUGGCCGAGGGAUGGCGGGAGUUAGAAAGCGAUCCAGGAGUAUUUACGCUUCUUCUAGAAGACUUUGGAGCGACUGGCAUCCAGGUAGAAGAGAUCUACGAUUUGGAACGGCCUAUCGAUUCCCCAACAGUUUACGGUUUUAUUUUCCUCUUCAAAUGGAUUGAAGAGCGAAGAGCCCGGCGCAAAAUUGACGCUGACUCCGAAGCAAAACUUGUUACAAAUGAAAAUAUCGUCAACUCGAUGUUUUUCGCACAACAGAUUGUACCAAACUCUUGUGCCACCCAUUCGCUUCUUAGCAUCCUACUCAAUUGCCCGCCAGAUAUCGAGCUUGGACCAGCGCUUACUCGUCUCAAAAUGUCCACGCUGGGCAUGACGCCAGAGAACAAAGGUUAUGCGAUUGGAAAUACUGCGGAAUUGGCGCUAGCCCAUAACUCGCACGCAAAGCCUGUGCAUGGGUCCACUUCUGGAUCCGGUUCUAGUAGCCAGGGCAGUGGAGCCACAAUUGGAAGCCGAGCUACAGUGGAAGCCUUUCAUUUCGUAUCGUACGUGCCGGUUAAUGGACGCCUAUACGAGCUGGAUGGCUUAAAAGGUUAUCCGAUUGAUCACGGACCCGUCGAGGAGGACUGGACCAAACGCUUCUUCCAAGUAAUCAGUGAACGCAUCGGGGCAUGCAAGGCAGAAAUCCGCUUUAACCUUAUGGCACUUAUCCCCGACCGACGGAAAGCCCUUUCUAAUCGAUUGGAGAAACUACGCAAUGACAGACGCAACGUGGUUGAUGUUAUUAGCAGUGUGGCUAAUUACAAACUAAAGUCGCAAGCAUCACAUAUUGAUACAAUGCAUAACUACGCCAAGGAUGCCGAUCUUGAGCUGCUAGCCGAAUAUAUUACUGAGGGUCACCCAAAGCAGCCGAAGUACGAGCUGUGUUCAGGAAGUGAGUACUCGGAUGAGGAAGAGACAAGAAGAGACGGUGAAUGCCUAGAGUCUCAAGAGAAUGUCCUACUUUCACCCAGGUCACUGCGCUGUGAACGACGAAGCGCUUCUAAGGCCCUUUCUAAACCAAAUAGAAAGCAAAGGCGAUCAGAUCUCGAAGGAGGUGACCUAACCGAGCGAAUUGGGAAGUUGCUUCAACUUAAUGCAGAUGCUUAUGAGGACGUGUCAGCAAAGGAUCUACUCGCACUACUUAAAGAUGUUGAUAAUGAGAUUAGCUCCGUCGAGUCGCUUAUUGCAGACGAGAAAUACAGGAGGGAUAAGUAUGUCGUUGAUGAUUGUCGGCGGACCCAUAAUUACGAUCCAUUUAUUUGUACAUUUGUAUCAAUGCUAGCUGAUCAAGGCCAUUUAGCCAUGCUAUUAGAAGAACAAUUUAAACGAAAGGGCGUAUUCCUUAAAGGUAUGGUACGGGACGAUUCAGCAACGGGUGCAAACAGCAACAAAAAGAAGAAGGUUUCUCAACCAAAUAAAAACAACAAAAAAAAAACACAGCCAAAAAAAUAGGCUAUUCCAAGUCGAAAAACAAACUGCGUUUUCUAAAGCUUGUGACUUUCAACGAACUUAAAUAUGCAAAUACAGAACAUUCUAGGUUAACUAAGCAAACAAGGCGCCUGUUUGUUUUCUAUACCCAUUGUAUAGUAUAUUCGCUGUGUAGAUAUAAGUAGAGUCUGAAUGAUUUACAAUGGUGCUGUUGAUUACGCCAUUCCCAAACGUGAGGCAGAAUCACCGCAAUCAUUUGAUUCUUGGAUCUGUAUAUAUGCUAUGUGUAUAA
Messenger RNA from Varroa destructor (honeybee mite), 2278 nucleotides. It is a transcript of the gene caly, whose product is annotated as ubiquitin carboxyl-terminal hydrolase calypso. NCBI's taxonomy places the organism in Eukaryota, Metazoa, Arthropoda, Arachnida, Mesostigmata, Varroidae. Gene Ontology annotation, biological process: protein deubiquitination; ubiquitin-dependent protein catabolic process. The record is from RefSeq and is a predicted model, not a curated record. Gene Ontology annotation, molecular function: cysteine-type deubiquitinase activity. Gene Ontology annotation, cellular component: cytoplasm.